CAAGAUUAUAUCCGGUUGUGCGGCAUUUAAUUACUCAUGCCGAGCUUCAAGCCAACCCCAUGAUUGAAGAUCUGAUCUGACGACUUCGGGCUCCCCGACAUGACAUUGUGGGGAUUUAUUUCGUUGCCUAGAAACUAAUCGGGUAACGGACUUCAGGGCUGAGAAUAUUAUGUGAAGUGCAGCAGCAUCUCGACAAGAACUUCUCUUUUUUUCUGGAAGUAUUUAUUGCAAUAAGAUCAUUCAGAAACCUUUUUUUCUCGAGUUGCUGUGCACUAAGAACUAUCGGAACACAAUUACCCCGCUCCUCCCUUUCCCGCUUAUGCUCUGGAUCGGCAUCUGACACCCUUUCUUGGCAACAUCUCCGAGUCCAAACAUUUCACUCCCUCCGCUCUGCCAAGAUUUUCCUCCUCCCUCCCUCCUCCUCCAUCAACACCACCUUCCAUCAUCUAGACAUUCCACGAUAAACACAAACUCAGCAUGGAAAACUCACCUCGUUCAUCGCUCGCAACUCUAUCCACGACCGAUUCCCGCAUAACCCUACCCGACCAGCAACCCUCGCGCAGCACACCACAACACGCCAAGUCCCCCUCCGCCAGCGCCAACUUUCCUUCGCACCUUUCACUCCCCGAUCAAAGCGCAAGCGAAGGAUUUCCUCACGAUAGGAAACAAAGUGUGCCAUAUGUGGAAAUAGAGAGGAGGGAGAGGGAACAAGAGAGUGCGGAACAGCGGGAAGCGGAUGAGCAGCAGAAGAAGCAUCAUGGUCAUGUGAAUGGGGUUACGGAGUGUGGGAGGCAUGGUGAUGAUUGGUUGUUUGGGGGCGCGAGCGUGUCGGAGUCUGUGAAGUGGUUGCUUGGGAAGAAAUGAGGUUUAGGGGAAGAUGGUAUUAGCGAAGGGAUAGAGAGACAAAGGAUCGGGAGAGGUGGUGAUGGGAGUGGCGCGUUGAUGAGCU
Molecule: messenger RNA, 949 nt
Organism: Mollisia scopiformis
Lineage: Eukaryota; Fungi; Ascomycota; Leotiomycetes; Helotiales; Mollisiaceae
Exons: 1
Coding region: 478-864 (128 amino acids)
Source: RefSeq, a predicted model, not a curated record